AGAUCCUGUGUGUCACUUGUCUGUGUUGCAGGCGGAUGAUGCUAGAACCCGUUCCUCAGGAGUUCUACGUAUGUUUCCAUGACUCGGUGCCGGAGGUUCCUGUGGAGAUGGCUUUCAGGCUCUCGUUCGGCCUGGCCGUGUGAUUUUUAUUCAGGUUUCUAUUCUAGGUCACGUUGAAUAUUAAAUACCUGCAUGACUCUAUAUGAAGAACAGAGACUAUGAGGAGUGAUGGAUUACAUAAAAGAAUUUAAUAGUGUGAAAUAGAGGAAAUGAACAGGAUUUUGUCAUCUGAAAACCUCAACAUUUAUACCUCAGAUUGCGCUUUUUAAGGAGAGGAUAAAGCUAACAGGCUUAGAGGAUAUUAGUGCAAGUGUAACAAGUUAAUUUUAAAAUGUCAACAAAGCUCUGUUAUAGUAUUAGGAUUUAUAAAUCUUUGUUUUAACGUCAGCAAAAAUUGCUGUUAUAUUGUAGUUGCAUUAUUUGGGGUUUCUACCGUUGUUGUAGCUGGGGUAAUUUUUAGUGUGACGCAUUGGGAGAUAGUAUGCUGCUCGUGUUUAGCACGUGCUCAGGGGCACCGCGAGUGGGCAAGGAAGCGGGUUUGCACUUUGCAGACGGUCCCUUGGAAUCUGUUUCUUCGGUGUUCGCACAUAGAGAAUUCUGCCCUAUUCUACUCUGUUAAAGGUGUUCGGUCCGACUGCAAAGCAGAUAGAUGUGUACAAGAGUGUGGUGUGUCCCAUAUUAGAUGAAGUCAUCAUGGGUUAUAACUGCACCAUUUUUUCACCUAACGAGGAAUUCACCUGGGAGGAGGAUACUCUGGCUGGUAUCAUCCCUCGUACUCUUCACCAGAUCUUUGAGAAGCUGACCACGAACGGCACAGAGUUCACUGUGAUGGUUUCCCUGCUGGAGAUUUAUAACGAAGAGCUGUUUGACCUGCUCAGUCCCUCGUCGGGUGUCACAGAGGGGCUGCAGCUGUUUGACAACCCCAGAAACAAGGGAGGUGUUAUCGUUCAGGGACUGGAGGAGAUAACGGUGCAUAACAAGAACAAGGUCUAUCAGGUCCCUGAGAUAGGAUCAGCCAAGAGGAAGACUGCAGCCACGCUGAUGAACGCAUCAUCCAGGUGCAGCAGGAGGAAUGUUCACAACCCGGAAGAGUGAGGAACGUGUCGGGCAUUUCCUGCUAAUUGUAAUAUAGUUUUUUUGAUGUUUCAGUUGUUUUGUUUGUUGUUAUUUAUUUAUUGUUUGUUAAUUGUAGUUAAUUGUUUGGUUUUGUAAGUUUUUAUUUAUUUAUUUAUUUAUUUAUUUAUUUGUUGUUGUUUUUUUU
This is a messenger RNA of Tachysurus fulvidraco (yellow catfish), 1321 nucleotides long. RefSeq names its product kinesin-like protein KIF11. Gene Ontology annotation, biological process: microtubule-based movement; mitotic spindle assembly. The record is from RefSeq and is a predicted model, not a curated record. The transcript is spliced from 7 exons. The coding region runs from base 754 to 1155 and encodes 133 amino acids. NCBI's taxonomy places the organism in Eukaryota, Metazoa, Chordata, Actinopteri, Siluriformes, Bagridae. Gene Ontology annotation, molecular function: ATP binding; microtubule binding; plus-end-directed microtubule motor activity. Gene Ontology annotation, cellular component: spindle microtubule; nucleus.